Messenger RNA from Paraglomus occultum, 160 nucleotides. Lineage: Eukaryota; Fungi; Glomeromycota; Glomeromycetes; Paraglomerales; Paraglomeraceae. The record is from the annotation of a GenBank genome assembly.
AUGCCACUCACAAGCAGUCGUGCUAUUGAGGUGGGACAUACUUUUCUGCUCGGUACCAAAUAUUCAUCCAUUCUCAAAGCCGAGUUCACGCCAGAAGACCCAUCUACUCCAGGCGAGAGACGACCAAUGCAAAUGGGAUGUUAUGGACUCGGUCUAUCAC